Molecule: messenger RNA, 657 nt
Organism: Suillus discolor
Lineage: Eukaryota; Fungi; Basidiomycota; Agaricomycetes; Boletales; Suillaceae
Exons: 3
Coding region: 36-326 (96 amino acids)
Source: RefSeq, a predicted model, not a curated record
GUCCGAACGAGUAGUCACUUCUCUUAUCCCUAAACAUGCAGCUUUCUGUACUCCUGAGCGCACUUAUAUCUUUCGCCAUUCUUGCUGCAGCGUCACCUACGCCUGGAGCCAUCUCGAAACGUUCUUUUGAGCGACGGGAACUUGACACGAACUUUCAACGUGACCUCCUAGAAGAGCGCAAGGAGCUGAAGACUGACUUCGUACUAUAUCCUGGGUAUGACGGCCCAGGCACUGGAGGUAGGUAUAACUUAUUUGUCAUUUUUUCAUUUACGCAUUGUACCUUUUGCACCAGACAAGAAGCGCAAGGAACUCGGGUCGGGUAUUGAGUACGACGGGCACGACUAGGAUAAUAAACAGCGUAGCAAAAAGAACCAGAACACAAAGAAAGAGGACAGUCGUUUUGGAGUUGAUGAUAUCAGAGGCUCAACAGAGAAUAAAACGGGAGGAAAGGGGGAAGGGACGGUGCAGGACUGUUCUAUCCCGGAUUGGUCGAAGAUAAAUGCCCUCCCUCCUGUGUAGUAGAGAAUUCGGAACUUUGAAACAAAUUGCAUCGAUAGCCAUUUAGAUCGUACAACAUACAUGUAUUGAUACCAAGCUAAUCAACAACCUUUUAACAACCAGAUACAGACACAAAUCCACCUAGGCAGCUGCAAAAUA